Letharia lupina is the source of this 3093-nucleotide messenger RNA. RefSeq lists its product as uncharacterized. The record is from RefSeq and is a predicted model, not a curated record. The transcript has 7 exons. Bases 1 to 3093 code for a protein of 1030 amino acids. NCBI's taxonomy places the organism in Eukaryota, Fungi, Ascomycota, Lecanoromycetes, Lecanorales, Parmeliaceae.
AUGGAUCCGCCUGACUCUGACGCUAUGGGAAUCGACCCAUGUGAAUCGACUUCCACAGCUGAAGACGCGGAUAGCUCAUCCGUUGAAAGCAAGACAAGAGAAGCCAUAAUAACAGAUUUGCGAGCUGCUUAUGAAGAUCUGCCAUUUAAGACGAAGCGCAGUAAUGCAUCUCUCGUGCUGACAUCGAGAAUUAUAGCGUUUUCGAAUUUUGUAUGGUCUAAGAAUAUACUUAAGAAAUAUAUUGGCGAUGAUCAGACUUCCCUUAUCAAAAGCUUUGAGAAUUUAGACGCGGCAAAGAAUGACUCUAUCUGGACUGGAGAUGAUGACAAAGUAACAGCCUAUUAUAAGUAUCUGCUUAUGAUUGCUACUGUGUCUCGUGUUGAUGUCUAUGGGGAUGAAAGCCAAGCUCUUUUUCUCCUUCUUGUGUUGGAAUUGUACCACGACGCACCGAAGAAAUACUUGGAGAUGCUCAUGAUAGCUAUGAAAAAGAGCUUUCCACAGUGGAUACAAGUACUAUCGCACACUCUCAAAGAGAACAACGCCCAGGACAACCAGUCUUCAAGAUCUAGAUUGUCCAAAAUCUAUGAUCCUCUUGCCAGUCGAGGUAGCACGCAACUUGUUGAGCAAAUUGACCGAGAUGUUAAUGAGAAGAAGAAGAACAGUUCUCUGUUCAGGUUCUAUCCAGUGCACUGCUUAGAAUACCAUUUACAUCGUCGGUAUUCCAUGUUUUACGCCAUACGUGGAAUGUCUCCAUUCACCAGUGGUGUCAACCAGGCAAUUCGUGAUGUUAUUGAUAAUUGUCUUAACGAUAUAGCGGAUAGACUGAGGACAUCUCUCCCACAAGACUAUAGCUUGCCGAGAGAAGUUCAGCUCCAAGACUUUUCCUGGGAAAAUACGGAUGAUGUACUCCUACUCUAUGGAGUUUCUGGCUCUGGAAAGACGAGAAGCAUCGAGGGCCUUCUUCACGAACACUGGGGCUACUAUCUUCUGCCCGGUAAUCUCAGUCUGAAUCAGCAACGUGAUUGCGAUAACUUGUACGACCCUCUACGGGGGGGAUAUUCAAGAGAUUCGUGCUUGCUAUGGCAGUUGAUCGAGAAUAACGGCAAUGUUGUGCCUGGGAUGGAUAUCAGCAAAUAUUCAAUUACGGAAUGGUCUCGCCGUCUUAUACUAUCACGUCAUUUGAUCUUCGACAAGUUCCUUGAAGUUGCCUCAAAAAUACAUGGGGCUGACACGCCUGCGAACUGGCUAAGGUUUCAGAAGUCUUGUUCUAAGAUUGAUCCUUUCGAGACUAUAUUCAGGCUACUGUUACUAGUCAAUAAUUUGCCCCAAAGGCUGGACCCAUGCUACUGGUACACUACGACACAUGUGGACAAGGUGCUUGACAAUAAGACUUUCAUUUAUUGCCUUGAUGAAGCGCAGUGCUAUCUCGACACCCUUGUUCCCAUCGGAAAUUCGAAGACAGAAAACCUUUUACAGAUAUUUUCUGAGUACAUUCUAGUGUACGCAAGGGUUGAGCAAUAUCAAGACCAGAGAUACGUCGUCUCUGGAACAUCUCUGGAGUUGAAGAAGACAAUCUCAAUUCUCGAAAGCACUCACAAACUUCCCUCAGUAACUGGGCCCGGGCGUUUGUUCACCACAUGUAAGACAUUUACAAAUUUCCCACUCCUCACAAAUGGCGACCAACUAGCGAAACUGAUCGAAGAGGAUGGGCUCAAUAAGAAAAUCAAAGCGAAUCCGGAGGUGUUGAAUCUCAUCAAGGAGCAUGGUAUUCGGCUGCGGGGACGAUACUUGUGGUCAGUUCGAUAUGUGGAGCAUCUGAAAGGCCACGAUAACUUGGAUUCGACUGCCAUAUCUACUGCCGCGGAUAGCGCUAUGCGGGAAGCUAAGGAGUCCUUGAAGAAGAGACUAUCUCGGCUCCGGAGAGACAAUUACGACGCCAUCUUACAGGAGCUGUGCUGGGUUGUCAUUCAAAGCGAUCUUUUAGACAGGCCGACAAUCUUCGAAAAGGACGAGGAUCAUCAGAUGAUUACGGAAGCAUUUGCCGUAGUCGAGACGCAUGGACAAUCUCUAAAAGGCACCUUGAAAGAGUAUCUUGCUAUGGACGCGGCCAGGGAGUGGUUUCGAGAGGAGAACAAAGAUAUGUAUAAUGACAUGUUGAAAAAGUAUUUACGGUUCUCAACGAACGAUGCAGCAUCUUUUGGGAAAGCUGCAGAGUGGUUUUUAGUAUUGGAAUUGUGGAAUUGUCUACAUCAUUCGGAUCGCAUGACUGGGUCAGAAGGCGAAAAACGUCGUGAAAAGAUUUUGGAAUUUCUUUUCGAGGCUGGUGAAGACGGCAAAGAGCACAAAGCAUCCACAUACCAUCUGGUCGAAGGAAGAAACAUUGGUUAUUCACACGAUAGAAAUAAGAGCUUUGAUAGCAGGUUAGCGAGAGAAUACCAUCGUCACUGGACCCUGCUAAUCGUCAACAGCGGGGAAAAUGAAAAUCCCAAUUCUGGUUCCGUUGUUCCAAUAUGGGAAUGGAUGAAAUCGAUCCGGCAAAAGGAUCUCACACCAAUUGCUAGCUUCUACUUCCCUGAUAAUUAUUGUGGACCAGACAUCGUAUUCUCGUUGGAACCCACAGACAGCUCCGAACCCCGAGUCUUGUGUGUUUUGCAGCUGAAAACGGGGGCUGUGGAUGACAUGGAGAAAGCGAUCCGGACGACAAAUUUAUGGAUGUCUUAUGAAGAUGACGAUGUCAAAGGGAAGCAGAUGAAGACAGAGCUCGCACAUUGGAAGGGCGCAACAGUUAUUCGGAUUCUGGCCAGUACUGCGACAAAUCACCGUCCAGAUUAUGUCGCGCAAUUGGUAAAGAAGGAAAAGCAGGAAAAGAAGGAAAAGCAGCAACAUGGUCAACUAUUUCGUCUAUGCGACAAGAAUCAGACGGCAGAUCUUUUUGGAGAAUUUUUCACAAAUCUGAUAGAUGCGAGGACAUCCUCUAAAAAAGGUAGCGAAAGCGGAGGAUUCUCAAGUGGAGGAAGAAUUUGUCUCGUUAUUCGAAACCCGGUACGGAACGAAAAGGGGGCACGCAGAAGCCUUUCCGAAGGGGGAGGGUGA